This is a messenger RNA of Protomyces lactucae-debilis, 971 nucleotides long. RefSeq names its product ubiquinone biosynthesis protein COQ4, mitochondrial. The transcript has a single exon. Gene Ontology annotation, biological process: ubiquinone biosynthetic process. The record is from RefSeq and is a predicted model, not a curated record. Lineage: Eukaryota; Fungi; Ascomycota; Taphrinomycetes; Taphrinales; Protomycetaceae. Bases 120 to 944 code for a protein of 274 amino acids. Gene Ontology annotation, cellular component: mitochondrion; mitochondrial inner membrane.
GCAAAGGACCAAAACUACCCAAAGACUCGACCGAGACAAGAGACUGCAUGGCGAGAUAGCCAUAGACACGAAGCUCAGCUGCUUAUACUACUUUUUGACCGAAGCUCCUUCAUCUCCUUAUGCUCAGGCUACUAUCCAUGGCAACGCUCGCGAGAAGCGCCGUCAAAGCCAUCACGACACCGGCAACGCAGCGUGCGCCACCUCUAUACAAGGGCCAUGUCGCCCUCUCGCUGCCUGAACGUCUCUUGCUCGCCACAGGCAGUGCUAUCCAAUCUUUGAGAGAUCCCAGGAGAGGCGACUUGGUGGCUGUAUUGUCAGAGACGAGCGCCCAACCUUUCUUCCUCGAGAGGCUGCGAGAUCGCAUGCUCAGGCAUCCCACAGGACGUCUUAUCCUGCGUGACAAGCCGCGCAUCACAAGCAAAACGCUGAGUCUGGAGUAUCUACGCAGCCUGUCGCCAAAUACAGUAGGCUACACGUAUGCCGCAUGGCUCGAUCGCGAAGGCGUCACACCGGAUACGCGAGAAGAAACACGGUAUAUCGAUGAUGUCGAGUGUGCCUAUGUCAUGCAGCGGUAUCGAGAAGCACACGAUUUCUAUCAUGCCAUCACGGGACUCCCUGUGAUUGUUGAGGGCGAGAUUGCUCUGAAAUGGUUUGAAUGGACGAAUAUGGGCUUACCUGUUGCUGGUCUGUCUGCCAGCUUUGGACCCUUGAAAUUGAGUCGCAAGCAGCGUGCACGGUUGCGGCAAGUAUGGAUACCCUGGGCGUUGUCUGAAGGUGCAAAGUCAGAGUGCCUAUUGAAUGUCUACUGGGAGAAGGAGCUCGAGACGGACUGCGAUGCGUUGAGACAAAGACUUGGAUUCACAAAACCGCCUGAUCUGCGCAAUAAGAAGGCCUGGUGGUCACCAACGCAUGGCGUCAUGGACAUCAAGGACACUGUUCGUUGACAUCUCGAUGCACUAGGACGCCUGUCU